Messenger RNA from Cuscuta campestris, 2821 nucleotides. NCBI's taxonomy places the organism in Eukaryota, Viridiplantae, Streptophyta, Magnoliopsida, Solanales, Convolvulaceae. The record is from the annotation of a GenBank genome assembly.
UAAAUUUUUUUGACCAAUUUUUUUAAAUUUUUGAACGUAAAGAAGCAUAAAAUUUAGAGAUCCGGCCUAGGAGAUUCAUCUUUUAAAAUUGAGUAAUGCUAGGGGUACACCAAAAGGUGUACCCCAAAUGUACACCAACCUCUUUUCAUCCACACAUUUUUAUUUGAUUUUUAUUUACUUAUUUUUUUUGAAUUUUUUUGCUUUUUUUAGUGGAUAAGGAGGGGAUGAGGAUAUUUGGAGUACACCCUUUAGUGUACCCUAGCAUUCUUCUUUACAAUUUCAUUGAUUUUUGUAGACUUUGAGCCUAGUCGUCCCUGUGGGCGGCGGGGAAAUUUUCAAAUGAUUUCUUCCCUGCCCAAAUGUAGGGUUCAAACUCAAUCCACUUAGGAUUGCCUGAUAGUUACGAGCAGCCAUGGACGCGAAUCCUUUAAGAUUCAAAAACCCGAUCCGAGACGCCAUUUCCAGGAUCCGAUUCUCCCUGCAUUCCAACAAUCUUCUCAUUUCUUCCUGGGACAGAAGUCUUCGAUUAUACGACAUUCAACGCUCAAAGCUAAUAUUAGAGUCCCCAGGGGAAGCCGCACUCCUCGAUUGCUGUCUUGAAAGCGAGUCUGUGGCUUUCAGUGCUGCUUCUGAUGGUUCUAUUCACAGGUAUGAUAUGCACUCAGGUCAUAAAUCCGCAAUAGGGAAACAUGAUGAUAUGGCAACUUUUGUCGAGUUUUCUCCCGAAUCAAGUCAGCUAAUUACUUCUGGUUGGGAUAAGAACAUAAUCUUUUGGGAUGCACGGUCGGCAAAGUCUGUUGGAUUAUUGAACAAUCUAACAUCAAUGGCAGAGUCUAUGACACUCUCUGGGUCCAGUUUGAUGGUUGCUAUUGAAUCCUCAGUAAUCAUUUUUGACAUUCGUACCCUUAGGAAACUGGUUCACAGAAAAGAUGUUCAAAUAAAAUGUGUCCGCACUAUUCUUCAUUCUGAAGGGUUUGUGGUCGGAUCGGUGGAUGGACGUGUUGCUUUGGAGUAUAUCUGUGAAUCCAAUUUGGAUAAGGGAUAUGCCUUCCGGUGCUUUCCAAAGAAAAAAGAUGGAAGACAACAUGUGGUGGCAGUGAAUGACAUUGCAUUUAGUCCAUUAAACAGUGGCUCAUUUGUAACUGGUGAUAAUGAUGGAUUUGUAAUUAUGUGGGAUGCUUGGCACAAAAAGCGACUACGUGAGCUUCCUAGACAUCCAAACAGCAUUGCUUCUUUGUCAUACAAUCAUGAUGGGUUGCUUUUAGCAGUUGCAUCGAGCCAUACCUACCAAGAAGCUAAUGAAAGUGAAGAGCCUCCACAGAUAUUUAUACACAAACUUGAGAACUUUCAGAGCGAGUCACCUUCUGUUCGAGCAUCAUGUGUGGAAUGACUCUCUGGUUUAGAAACGUAUGGACCCAGAUUGCUGAUGGGUUUCCAAAGCCUUUAAUUUGGUCAGUUGCUCUGCAUUCUAUAAUGCAAAUGGGUUAUUCCAGUCAGGUUAUGCACACUGCUUUCUUCCAUAAACGAAGUUAGAGCUGCCGCUACGAUAAACUGGUGGGUUGUAAUAGUUAGUUAUUGAAAUCAUCUUGUCCUUGGUAGCACACUCUCUGGAAAACACAUUUUAAUUAUUUAACUUUCUAAGACAUUAUAUUCUAAGAAUUUGUAAAAGUGCCAAAACAAAUGGCGCCAUUCUAGAUGACAAACAAGAGAAGAUGUCAUUUCUAAACCAAAUCUAUUUCUACAAGUGUGCCCAACACAAGUUAACCGUUUCAAAACUAAGAGAUCACUAACGUCUACUACUAUAUACGAAAGUGUGAUAACAAAAGGGAGACAUGGGCUUGCAGAUGGAAUUCAACCCAAUAGAAAAUAUUGCAAAAGAUGCCACUGUCCUCUAAUCUCUCCUAUUACUACGAGAAACAAAUACUUGACACAAGAUAGGCUCUGGAAAGUGAUGAUCUGAACAUCUGUGGGAGUUCUUCCAGUUCCUCUGAAGUGAGCUGUUGCUUUGCAUUACUGGGUUUAACCACAUGUUUCCCUAAUUUGUAGCAGUCAUCAGCAGAAACUUUAUCAUUUGGAUCGCAUAAGGCUCCUUUACAUAGCCAGAUAUUGUAAUAGUCUCAAGGUAAGGUAAUAACCUCUUGCAAGUCCCAGAAGUUCUCUCCAUCAAAAUCAUGUUAAGCUGACAAUAGUGACCUCCACAUCAAUAAUAGAUCAGCUCAUCACGAGAAGGACACCUCCGGUUGUUGUUAGGAUCCAUCCCGUUAUACUCCAAAACAUAUAACAAAUUGGAUCCGACCAUGAAGUAGAGCUGAAAAGUGUAGCAGUCUCUUGUGUUAUAAUCCACAUUAGUUUGAAUGCGACCGCAACAAAAAAGUUGAGAACGCGUUGAAUCGAUUCAACCAUCUCCAAGCCCGUUGCGAAAGCAAACCAUAGCGCAUUUAAAGGCCUCUUUAAAUCUAGCUCUGGAUCCAACGAGAAAACAGUUAACCCUACGAAUGAUAUGCGAUGAGCUUAAGGAGAUAAAUGAUGAACUUACUCAUCUGGUCGCAUAAAGUGUUCAUCUUACACUAAGCUCGAAAACCGUCUAGAAAUUAUGCAAUGACAGGCAUCUUCAUCUUCUGUGGCCUUCUCAUCUUUCCGUUGAUCUAAGAGACUAGGAAAGCAUCACACUUGGAAAAAUCGUAGUAAUCAUAGAGUGAAAACGUGGGAGAAUAUGUGACAAACUCAGCGAGGAAAGCUUUUCGAGAUAAACUAACCAAUCACUUUUUGGACAACCAACCGAGGAGGAACGUACCAAAGGCGGAUUGGCAGCCUGAAUUUC